Messenger RNA from Trypanosoma brucei brucei TREU927, 1074 nucleotides. RefSeq lists its product as hypothetical. Lineage: Eukaryota; Euglenozoa; Kinetoplastea; Trypanosomatida; Trypanosomatidae. The transcript has a single exon. Bases 1 to 1074 code for a protein of 357 amino acids. The record is from RefSeq and is a predicted model, not a curated record.
AUGUGGCGUUGCUCUACUCUACUUCACAAAGGAAGCCUGACGGCACUUUUGCGUGACGUUAUCAGAUGCACUCAACCUUGCGGCAUUCCCUUAGGCGAUGUUGAGAUAAAGGCAAAGGAGCACUUUUUAUCACUUUCUAACGGUGAGCAGGAAGAGUUCCCUUUGGCAUUGAAAAAAGCCCUUCUUGAAGCAAACGAUGCGCACUACAUCGACGGGGCAAAACUUUACCCUUGCAACUGGGAGAGAGUAGUUCAGAGCAUUGCGGUUGAAAUGCCCUGUGAAGGACUAACUGAGAAGGGCCUUGUUGACCGAAUUUUGGAGUUCGAACCGCGUUUCAAUAUGGAGAGUGCGUCUUUGGGGGAGCCGCUUAGUGAGUGGAUGGCGCGGCGCUUUCCCCACAUCAUUCUGGUCUCACGUUCUGCUUCGACUGGGGUACCGGUUUAUCGUCCGGUCCGGGGAAAACUACCGGAAGAGGUUGAAUGUAUCGCUAAUGCGCUGCAGUUGUUGGGCCGUGAGAAACUUCCCGUUUAUACCGACUUCGCUCUCAUUGCUCCGCUCCUGCCUGCGACGGUAUGCCCUACGAGGGGGAACUGGGUGGCGUUUUUGGAACGGGGAAGUGUGCAGUGUCAUUUUGAUUUGGAUGUGGAUGUACACAUCCGUCUCUCACCCAACAGCAUCCCUUCUACGGUCUGCGUCGACGGUACCACUGUGGAGCUAGCCCGCGUAAAUGAGGUACUGGCAGCCAAUGGUUUGUCCGAUUCUACAUGCUCGCUCAAAGUCUUCCGAAGAGCGGAGGACCCGGUAUGGUCGCAGGACGAUAUUGUUUUACCAAGUUUUCUUGAACCAGAACACGCCAUUGGGGCGGCGAUCGCCUCGUUGGGAGCUCGAAGUUGUAUGAGGAUAUACAUUUUGUGUGGUGAUUCAGCAGUUGAACGAUACAAAACCGGAUUACUGGAUCUGUUGCGUUCUGCUGAGACAGACGUUAGAAUAUUCACGCCGUGUAACGCGGGCUUCACAGACGGGGCUAUUAGUUCGGGGGUGGAUCGUCGGGAAAAAACUGUGGGGAAAAGUUGA